Messenger RNA from Odontomachus brunneus, 1198 nucleotides. RefSeq lists its product as uncharacterized. The coding region runs from base 251 to 787 and encodes 178 amino acids. The record is from RefSeq and is a predicted model, not a curated record. NCBI's taxonomy places the organism in Eukaryota, Metazoa, Arthropoda, Insecta, Hymenoptera, Formicidae. The transcript is spliced from 3 exons.
CCUCUACUUUUCGGGAAAUUGUCGCCUAACCACUAAUUUUUGUUUAAAGAUGCUCUUUUGAACGUUCAACUGUUUUAUUUGUGUGUGUAAAAAAAGUUUUUACUUAUUAAUAUUUUAUAAAAUUGUAUAUUAAACAAGGCCAAUAUUUAAAAUAGAAGUAUAAGAAAGAUUACACUGAAAUAUAAGGACAGUAUCAGGAUAUCCGAUAUUUCUUGACAAAUAUCGUACAAAGUAUUCUUGAUAUUCUCAAAUGGAAGAGAGACGAGCAGAAAAUGUAAUUUCUGUAGACUUAGCGGAUACUAAUGAAGUUAUAGCUAGUUUAGAAAUGCUUAGUGUAGAUACUAAGUGUUCAUCGUCUACAGAAACUAAGAGGAUACUUAGGAAAAGGAUACCUAAACUGGUUUCUACAGAAAUAUCUAAUAGAAGAUGCAGUUGUAGACCUAAAAAGAGGAUAUUAAAUGGAAGCAAUUUGGAAGAAAAUAUUAAAGAAUAUUAUUUAGACAAAAAUAUAAAGAAAAAACCAAACAAUCUUGAAACAAUUUAUGAAGAAAAUGAUGAUACAAGUGACAAUACUAAAUAUAUGAGUGCAAAGAGAUUCAAAAGAAUGUUAUUGUUUAAAGCUGAACCUACAGCUUCUAAGAUAAAAAAAAGACGGGCAAAAAUACAGAAGAUUUUUGGAUCAAAGGUUACAAAAAGUUACAACAAAAGACGUGUUUCAAUGCAGUCCAUUUUAGAUAAAUUGGAUGGUAUUAGAACAAACUCACCAGCAGAAGUGGAUAUCAAAUGAUAUAGCAGAUUUAUGUUGCUUUUAAAUAUAUUAAAUUUAAGGACUUUAAGAGAACUUGAUGCAUUAUACUUUGUAUUUGCACAGUGUUUUGUGAAUAUGCUACUUCUAUGUAUCUUAUAUAAUAAUGUAAAGGUAUUAUAUGAAUGAGAGGAAAUAUUGAAAUCAUUACUGCCAUAUUUAUAUCUAUUAAAGUAAAGAUAACAUACUUUUUAUAUAUCAAAGUAAGAUACUCGUACCAUAUUGCAUUUAUAGAUUUAUUUAAGAGGAUAGUAUUUGUUAAGUUUUAGAUAAUGGAAAUUAGUUCUCAUAAGCAUAUUGAAUUUGUGCAGUAUGCAUGGAAAAAACUACAUUGUUUUUAAUACGAUAAAAUAGGGAUGAAAAAGACUGAAAAAAUACAAAAAUUUUAGUAAA